GAUAGCUUAACACGCAACGCUCUUCUAUACGGUCCACGUCAAUUUGGUGGAUACCACAGCAGUAUGUAUGCAGUAGAUAGGCUGACCCUUCCACAGACCACCAGCUUUCUUUCUUCCGACCAAAAAGCCCUUUCUUACUCUUCGUCCUUCACAAGCACCCCUCUUUGAUUGGCAUUUCGAAAAGGGCGGAGCACAUCAUCAAUUAAACCACAGCCCCGAUAUGUUUUUGCCCCAUUCGCUCUUCCUAAUUACCGUUCCAAAAUCAACACUCGCUGAUUCUUCACACUCCCGUCCUUCCCCCUCUCCUCCUCCUCCUCGUCAUCAUCCUCUCCCUUGUCGGAACCCUCACCACCUCUUCUUCCCUCCUUUCCCUUCUGCAUCAAUGAUGAGGAUUUUGGCUUCAGGUAAUCCUUGGCUGAGGCGCGUUGCUAGAGCAUUUUUCCACGGUUCCUCGGCCGAUGAUUGACAUGCGCGGGAGCUUUCAGUACCAAAGAAUCACAUGUUCAUGUCCGAGUCCUGUUAGUGUUGAUUGCGUAGUCGUAUACUUAACUGUCAUCAAAUCUGGGUGCAAAGUCACAUUGUCAAUCCGUCCGAAGCCAUUUUCUGGGUUCAAUCAUUUUGAGACCCUGAAACUAGGUCGUUUUGGGUAGUGAAGUAGUAGCGAACCUGCGGAUACCUCUACACACACGAUCUUUGUGCGCCCUGUCUUUGGUACCAUAACAGCGCGGUGAAUUAGGAUCAUUGGAGAGGAGAACGAACGCCAUUGCUAGGUAGUUAACUACCUAAUAGUCGGAAAUGUAGACGCGGGCUGCGUAUACAUGGUGUUAGAUCGGGACUCGGAGUAUACAGGAAGACAAGAAAGCAGGCUCUGUCGCUCGCUGUAUUGCAAAAAGAGUGGAAAAUGUGGGAAUCUCAAAGC
Neurospora hispaniola is the source of this 919-nucleotide messenger RNA. RefSeq lists its product as uncharacterized. NCBI's taxonomy places the organism in Eukaryota, Fungi, Ascomycota, Sordariomycetes, Sordariales, Sordariaceae. The annotation marks the transcript as partial. The transcript has a single exon. The record is from RefSeq and is a predicted model, not a curated record.